Messenger RNA from Polypterus senegalus (gray bichir), 4507 nucleotides. RefSeq names its product suppressor of cytokine signaling 6 (gene socs6a). Lineage: Eukaryota; Metazoa; Chordata; Cladistia; Polypteriformes; Polypteridae. The transcript is spliced from 2 exons. Gene Ontology annotation, biological process: intracellular signal transduction; protein ubiquitination; phosphatidylinositol phosphate biosynthetic process. Gene Ontology annotation, molecular function: 1-phosphatidylinositol-3-kinase regulator activity. Bases 515 to 2113 code for a protein of 532 amino acids. Gene Ontology annotation, cellular component: phosphatidylinositol 3-kinase complex. The record is from RefSeq and is a predicted model, not a curated record.
CGUCACUCCCAUGAUGCAACAGGCAACAAAGGCUCGAGCGAGUAACCGUAACGGGGGGGUGAGGGAGACAAGAAGAGGUGAAAAAAAAAGUUUAAACACCCCAUAAUAGGACCUUCCAUCGCAGCGGGGAAAGCUUGAGAAAGUUGUUUUAUUGUUUCGGGAAGUCGGAGCGGCGUGAAGGAUGAAGACGAGAGCCGGGGGCUUUAGCUGCUGUGUCGGAGACGGCGGCGGCUCCUCCUCGGCGUUGAGCUGCGGGCUGUGAUCAAGAACGGUGGUCUUGGAGUUAGACGGGAGAGGUCGGGGAGAAAUCAUAAUCGUGACGUUUACAUAUUUGGCGCGACUUGGGGUUUGGAAUCGACACGGCUGGACGGAGGACACUUUGUGUGAGUGACGGCUAUGUCAUCAUUUUCAUGAAGUAAUUUAGAGUCCAUGAACAGCCACCGUGGAGAAUAUUUCAGCAAGCUGCCUAGGAGAAGAGGAUAGCCUUUUCCCUAAUUUGGUUGGGACAAUCAGGAUGAAGAAAAUUAGCCUUAAGACGUUGCGUAAAUCCUUCAACCUCAGUAAAGGCAAAGAUGAAGGAGAGUUUGUAGUGGUGCAACAGCCAGCAUUGGCAGGCGAUUUUGGGAAGGAAGACUCCAUUUUUGGGGGCUGCUAUGGAAAGGAUCUGGCAAGCUGUGAUUUUAAUAGUGAAGACGAGAAGGGACAUAAGAAUCGGUCAAAAAGUGAAAGCCUCAUGGGCACCCUAAAAAGGCGUCUAUCUGCCAAACAGAAGACUAAAAGUAAAGGAAGCUCACCGUCAGUUAGCUCAGUAGAUGACGACACGUUUUCCUCCUCCUCUGCCCCUAUUAGCUUUAAUGAUGUGAAAGCCCAGAGGCCUUUAAGGUCUACUUCCUUACGUAGCCACCAUUAUAGCCCUACUCCUUGGCCACUUAGGCCAGCCAACUCGGAAGAAACCUGUAUUAAAAUGGAAGUCAAAGUUAAAGCCUUGGUUCAUUCAUCCAGCCCCAGUCCAGCACUAAACGGUGUCCAUAAGGAAUUUCACGAUCUCCCAGUGGAUAGUUUGUUUCAGGAACAAAGUAGUUCUUUAAAAAGUACAGAGUCACAGAAUGGUGACUUGCAUUUAAAUAUUGAUGAGCAUGUGCCUGUAGUUAUUGGACUUACACCUCAGGACUAUAUUCAGUACACCAUGCCUUUAGAUGAGGGAAUGUAUCCUGUUGAUGGAUCACGUCCAUAUUGCCUAGAUGGCUCCUCUCCAAUGGAAGUGAUGUCUGUUUCAACACCAAUAGGCGGGAGCGCUCUCCUUGUGGAUGAGGUUCAGGAAUCACAGGAUCUGGAUGUGACACCAGAUAUCUUUAUGGAACCUACAGUGAAUGGACUUUUGAUUGGCACUACAGGGGUGAUGCUUCAGAACUCCAGGAUUGAUGCACCUCCCCUCUCCCCUCUUCUACCUCCUGUCCCAAGCAUUCAAAUCCAAAGGAACUUUCCAGUGCUUACUGGUGCCGAUGCCCAUGUUGCUGAGAGGAUGCGCCACCAUUUGAACUUUGACCCUAACUCAGCCCCUGGAGUUGGGAGAGUUUAUGAUUCGGUACAGAGUAGUGGACCAAUGGUGGUGACAAGCCUGACAGAAGAGCUAAAGAAGCUUGCCAAACAGGGUUGGUACUGGGGCCCCAUAACACGCUGGGAAGCAGAAGAGAAGUUGGCCAACCUCCCUGAUGGUUCCUUCUUAGUACGUGAUAGUUCAGAUGACCGUUAUCUCUUAAGUCUGAGCUUUCGCUCACAGGCCAAGACUCUCCAUACAAGGAUAGAGCAUUCUAAUGGCAGGUUCAGCUUCUAUGAACAGCCCGAUGUGGAAGGCCACAUUUCUAUAGUAGACCUCAUUGAACAUUCUAUCAAAGACUCUGAAAAUGGAGCUUUUUGCUAUUCUAGGUCCCGUUUGCCUGGGUCAGCGACUUAUCCUGUCAGGCUAACAAACCCAGUUUCUCGGUUUAUGCAGGUGCGCUCGCUGCAGUACUUGUGCCGGUUUGUCAUUCGCCAAUAUACCAGAAUAGAUCUGAUUCAGAAACUGCCUUUGCCAAACAAAAUGAAAGAUUACCUGCAGGAAAAGCACUACUGAUUUUAUAUUAAAAAAAAAAUAAUGCUUACGGGACCUUUUUGCAACUUGCACUUUGGGAACAGUAAUAAAUUGAAAUAUGGUUUACAAACAUCCAUGGUUUUGAAAAUGUCUGCCUCCACAGCAUUGGUGUUAUUUCUCUUCAUCAAUCAUUACCAGAAAAAUAACAAUUUGUUACUAUCAAUAUCGCCAUUUUGGCCUUCCCUUAGCGAUUUUGAUUAAUUGCUGCUGCAAUGUUCACAGUAUUUUUAAUUUUUAUGUUGAUGUCUUUCAUCUCUCCUUUUGUACAAAUCAUUUUCAGACCAGCGUAUGUAAACCUUACCAAUAUAAACAAAAUAAAAUCAGUGUCUUAUGACUACAGAGGAUAAGUGUUAGUUAAGGAAAAGUGUAUAGUACUUUUCUGUGAGUUCCAGAAGGUUAGUUUUUUUUUGUUGUUGUUUUUUUAAGGAGGGUAAUGCACUACCACAUUUUCACCAGCCUCAUUUCUUAUUAUCUGAGCCCUUGUAUGGUGUCAUUACCAAAAGGGGGUGAAGGCAAUAAGCUGUUAAGCACAGAAGUAAAUAAUUAAAAAAUAUAUUGGUAUUUUGAUAUUUUCCUUUCUGUGCUGUAUUUUUGUAGAAUACUAAGAUUAUUUUUUAAAACAGUCAUUAAUUUUAUUAAGCAGUCUGUUUCAAAUUUUGUCUUUGACAAGCAAAAAGGUGCUUGUCCCCAAAGAUAGCCCAAGUCAUGAAAGUUAAAAAACCACAAAACAAAGUGUAAUUUGUACAUGUUAAUGUUUGUGGAAGUAGAACUGAUGGAAAAGCACAGAAAAAUAGUUGGGUUUGGAGCAUCCUGUCAAAAUGAGUUUUUGCAGACUAGUAAGUUGUUUGCUUUUUUUUGUGUGUUUUCCAUAAUUAGCCAUAAUUGUUUAUAUAUAAAAAAAAAAAAAAGCGUGGACAACUAGAUGUACACAGAUAGGAUUUUCUAUGGCUGGUUCAGAUCACCCAGUGAUUGGCUAAUCUGAAUCCACUUCCUAAUUACGACUCAAAUUGGGAGUCAUUUGCUAAUUCCAUGUGCAUUUUUAAAGUGAGCUGGUAAGUAUUUCAGACAUGUUUUCAAUAGUGAAAUUUGCUAUUUUAAUGUUUAAAAUAGAUUUUAAAUGACAUUAGAACUCAAUAAUUAUUGAAUAGGAGAUGGGAAUUUAGUUUUUUUCUUUGACAGAUAAUGUUGCUGUGGCAAACAUCGUUUUUCUUUGGCAGUUACUGGCUGAGAUCCAGGCAUCCGUUUGAUCAAUUAAGUUUUGUUUCUUCAUUUAUCCACUACAGUUGUCUUUUUGACUUUCAUUAUUAGAAUGCCUGGAGCCCUCAAUGUAUAUUGGUCAUCCUGUAUCACUUUUCUAAUAAGUAGGAAACAAUGAAAUGAAUAAAUGAACCUUGACUAAAGGUCUUACUUGAAUAAUCCGCUUUCAUUCAGGCAGAAACAUUACCAAGAUUCCCAUUGGUGCUCUGCUCUCCCAAACGUGCAAAAGCCAUUUACUUGGCUUGUGCUAAGAAGAAGUUGUCAAACCUAAGCAAAUGCUACAGUAUGUUAGGAGUGGAAAUCUGAUUCAGAUAGCUGGCCAAUCAUUUGGUGCAUCCUUAACUAAACAUUUUUAUUCAUUUCUUCCCCUGUAAGAUUUAAGUUAUAUCCCUACUGCUUUAAAGUAUUGUGUUUAACAUCACUGUUAGUUUUGAUCUGAAUUUGUAAGAUUACUACAGAGUUGAGACAAAUGAAAGAGCCCCCUUUCUGCUCCAAACCUUUUAUUUAACUUCAUUGAAAAUUUACAAAAAUGGGCAGGAUGUCUUGGUUUGUUGAAUGCAGUAAAACAGUUUCAUCCCAGUUGAACCACAUUAUGCGGUUUUGGGGAUGAGUUUCAAACUGACAUUUCUUUAACAUAACCAUACUUGCUAGGCCACUGCUUACAUCAAAUACUUUCUUUAAACAGAUUAAAUUCUGAUGCUGGCUACUUUUGGUACAGUCACUUUAAAGCUAAUAUGUAAGUUUGUGUCUGGUUUUGAACAUGCUCAACACGUUUGUGCUGCUUGAUUUUUAUUUUUUAAAAUAAUGGCCUUUUAAUAGUGUAAUUUUGGCAAAAGAAGAACAUCAGAAGUAAUUGUAUAUAUGAAUACUCAAGAUAGCUAUGGUCUUGAGAGAGUCAGAAUUGUGUCACAUGAUUUAGUUUGAGAGGUUUUAAUCAGUAUAUUACAGUGCCACCAAGUAAAUUAAUUGUAGGUAGAGUGCAGAUGACUUCAGUUUACAGUUUGUUUUUUUUUCUAAAUUCUAUACAGCAUUACAUAUGAAGAGAAUGAUUUUAUCCAAAGUCCACAUGUUUCAUUUUGUUUUUCAUUUGGAAAUAAUCAAUAGUGAUUUAUUGCACAU